Molecule: messenger RNA, 1014 nt
Organism: Phlebotomus papatasi
Lineage: Eukaryota; Metazoa; Arthropoda; Insecta; Diptera; Psychodidae
Gene: Tfb4
Product: general transcription factor IIH subunit 3
Exons: 3
Coding region: 113-979 (288 amino acids)
Biological process (GO): regulation of DNA-templated transcription; nucleotide-excision repair
Cellular component (GO): transcription factor TFIIH core complex; transcription factor TFIIH holo complex
Source: RefSeq, a predicted model, not a curated record
AGUGCAUUGCAUUGUGUCAAAUAGAAGGAAACGUAAACAAUCUUGGUUUUUCCUAUUUCCUCGUGUUUUCCUGGAGAAUAUUAUCUAAAUCUGUGCGCAAAGGACCAAAAGGAUGUCAGAACCUGCAGAUUGCAAUUUGCUGGUGAUUGUUCUGGACACCAAUCCCAGCCAGAGGAUCAUCCGAAUAAAUACACACCACAUGACCCAGUGUCUGGACUCUAUAAUAGCCUUUGGGAAUGCCCAUCUAAUGCAGAGGGCUCAGAAUAAACUGGCAGUUCUGGCUUGUCAUCACCAUGCGACGGAAUUCCUCUAUCCGACUCCGGGGAAACCAAUGGAAGUGCGCCAGAUCGAUGGGCAGUACGAGUUAUUUACUCUGGUGGAGAAAACUGUUAAGACCAAACUGACGGAUUUGAUAACGAAUUCCCCAAGGAUGCAUGGGCAUACGGAAUCUCUGCUGGCGGGAACAAUGACCAUGGCUCUCUGCUACAUCGCCCGGAUGAAUAGGAUUAAGGCUCCGGGCACGAGAAUUUCUUCCAGGAUCCUGGUAGUGACGGGCAGUAAUGAAUGUGCAUCUCAGUACAUGACGUACAUGAAUGUCUUCUUUACUGCCCAGAAGCAGAACAUUGUGAUUGAUGUGUGUGCUUUGGAUAAGUCCCUGAGUCUCCUGCAGCAGGGCUGUGACAUCACAGGGGGGCAGUAUCUCAAAUUGCCGCAGCUGGAGGGUCUCCUGCAGUAUCUCCUCUGGGUAUUCCUGCCAGAUCCUCAUACACGCACCAAGCUAGUUCUGCCUCCGCCCGUGAAGGUGGACUACAGGGCUGCUUGCUUCUGCCACCGGGAACUUAUUGAUAUUGGCUACGUGUGCUCCGUCUGUUUGUCCAUCUUCUGCAAAUACAGCCCCAUUUGUACUACCUGUCACACUGUCUUCAAGACUCCAGCCCCAAUUGCAGCAAAACCCAAAAAGAAGAAGAUCCGGACGUGAAUUUUUCGCCUGGAAAAUAAAUGCUGGGAAAUCUU